GUAUUUAUUCGCGAUAAGCUCAUGGAGCGGCGUAACCGUCGCACAGGAAGGACAGAGAAAGCGCGGAUCUGGGAAGUGACGGACAGAACGGUCAGGACCUGGAUUGGGGAGGCGGUUGCCGCCGCUGCUGCUGACGGUGUGACGUUCUCUGUUCCGGUCACACCACAUACGUUCCGCCAUUCCUAUGCGAUGCACAUGCUGUAUGCCGGUAUACCGCUGAAAGUUCUGCAAAGCCUGAUGGGACAUAAGUCCAUCAGUUCAACGGAAGUCUACACGAAGGUUUUUGCGCUGGAUGUGGCUGCCCGGCACCGGGUGCAGUUUGCGAUGCCGGAGUCUGAUGCGGUUGCGAUGCUGAAACAAUUAUCCUGA
Perkinsus marinus ATCC 50983 is the source of this 369-nucleotide messenger RNA. RefSeq lists its product as hypothetical. Lineage: Eukaryota; Perkinsozoa; Perkinsida; Perkinsidae. Gene Ontology annotation, biological process: DNA integration; DNA recombination. The annotation marks the transcript as partial. The transcript has a single exon. Gene Ontology annotation, molecular function: DNA binding. The record is from RefSeq and is a predicted model, not a curated record.